This is a messenger RNA of Leptosia nina, 2259 nucleotides long. The record is from the annotation of a GenBank genome assembly. NCBI's taxonomy places the organism in Eukaryota, Metazoa, Arthropoda, Insecta, Lepidoptera, Pieridae.
AUGGUGACCACGUGGUAUAUAUGGGCGGCGCUGCUUGCUGCAACAGUAGCAGCUCAGGAACCCUUCUCACUCGAUGAUUUUCUCUCUGGUUCCUUUUCUCAAAGGGGAUUCACGGGCACUUGGAUUUCAGACACUGAAUUUACGUUCACCGUUCCGGGGGAAACGGCUGUCUACGUGUUUGACGUACCAACACUGAGUAGAAAUGUUUUGGUUCCUGCAGAGCUUAUGGACCUCCUCAACACAAAUAGCCCAGUUUUGUCACAAGAUAGGAAAUUUAUCUUAGCACCGAGUGAAGUUGAAUCGGUAUACCGUUAUUCUAGGACUGCGAAAUAUUCUCUUUUUAAUAUUGAAACACGUAAUACUUUCAAUAUUUCAAACCACGAGCGUCUGCAGCUGUGUAUUUUUGGAGCUGGACACUCCCUAGCCUAUGUACUAAACAACGAUCUGUACUAUCUACCACAAAACUCGGAAACGCCAAUAAGAAUCACAAAUGAUGGUGAACCAACGGUUAUAUACAACGGGCAUACCGAUUGGGUAUACGAGGAGGACGUCAUGUACACUGGACAAGCGACAUGGUUUUCUCCUGAUGGAAAUUAUUUGGCGUUUGCAAGCUUUAAUGACACCCUCGUUGGCACUUACUCUUACUAUUAUUAUGAAGAUAAGAGUGACCCGGAUGAUUUAUACCCGGAGUUGAUUGAUCUCAAAUAUCCUAAGGCUGGAACCACUAACCCAGCAGUGACACUUCGCGUCGUGGAUUUGAGAAAUAUCCAAAGCGCCGUAAACUUCAUUGUUUUGGAAGCACCAGAGGAGGUCGGCGAAGACCAUAUUUUGGGUGGGGUGACCUGGCCAACUGCCAAUGAAAUAGCAGCUCAUUGGUUGAACAGGCGUCAAAAUAAGACCGUGCUAAGGAUUUAUAAUGUUCAAACUAACACUUUUGAGGACGAAAUUCGCGAAGAAACGAACGGAUGGGUGCCAAUCGCGUUGCCCCAGUUCAGCAAAGCUGGAGACUUUUACGUAUCAACCCGUUGGUCCCUCGAGCAGGUGGACGAUAAUGUGUGGCAGCACUUGUAUGUGACUAUGAGGGUCAAUGGCACCCACGUGUCGAGUUCUGUUACACCUGGAGCGAGGACCAUCAACGCUUUCGUUGGUAUGGAUGAAGAGAAUUUGGCAUAUUACUACACAAGUACAUUACCUGGUAAGCCGUGGCAGUCUGCAGUACACAUAGCGGGUUCAAGAAUUGGGUGUCUAACCUGCGAGCUGCAGUUGCCAGAUGGUGGUCCCUGCACUUGGGCUACAGCUACUGCCAGUCUCGGUGGAACCUAUCUCAGUAUUACAUGCAGUUCUCCAGAUGAACCCUCCGCUACUUAUAUCUAUCAGCCGUUGACACAAACAAUUCUAUACCCCUGGGAGAGGAACGAUGAAUUACGUGUGAAUCUACGGAACAAAACUAAGCCUGGCUCCAUCAUCACGACGGUUCCCCUCCAGAAUGGAUAUCCAGCGCCGGUGAGGCUGUUCCUCCCACCCGGACUCAACCCCAACGAUACCACAACUAAGUAUCCCAUGGUGUUCUACGUUUAUUCUGGCCCCAACACUAACACAGUGUAUGAUACUUUUACAGUAGGAUACCAUUCUUACUUGACCACAAGUCGCAACACAAUCUACAUGUUAGCAGACGGUCGGGGUGCAGGUUUGAAUGGGCGAGAUAUUUUGUUCUCCAUUAACAACGCCCUUGGAACUGCUGAAAUUGAAGAUCAUUCUGUCAUUUUGAGCCAAAUACUAGACCGCUACGGUUUCAUAGAUCGCAACCGUGUCGGAAUUUGGGGCCACAGUUAUGGUGGUUAUGCGACUCUUCUCACUCUUAUCAAAGAUCAAGCUAACCUGUUCCAAUGCGGAGUUUCCAGUGCGCCAGUUACUUCUUGGUUAUAUUACAAUACAAUGUACACCGAAAGAUACAUGGGUCUUCCAACAGCCGAUGAUAACUUGUCGGGCUAUGAUCGCGGCGACGUCACAAAACUAGUGGAGAGCCUGCGCGGGCGCAACUUCUUCUUGAUGCACGGCAAUGCUGACGAUAAUGUGCACUACCAGAAUGCAGCGAAAUUAAUGAAGAGUCUACAGGAGUUGAAUAUUCCUUUUGAACAAAUGUCCUACCCAGAUGAAGCGCACAGUCUGCGAGGUGUCAACCCGCACAGAUACAAAACAAUGAAUCGAUACUGGGAGAAGUGUAUACAAAUGCCAGAAGAAGAUGUGUCGUCUCUUUGA